AUGAACACCUCCACGCCCAGCAGCCAACUGAGACAGCUUGAGCCCCAGGACGUGGCUGCCUUCACUCCCAUGUCCAUUGUCAGGAGCGUGACGAAGAAAUCCGAUGCCCUGCCCAUGAUCUCAGUGAUCGUCGUCAUCUUCGUCCUCUUGGCUGUAUUCAUCAUCAUCGUGGUGCACUACGGCCCUCACCUCCGCACCGUCCAGAUCACCCUCUACCACGAUCCCAUGCCGCAGGACCUGGAGAAUGGGGUGUACCUCACGGACUGGAAGAAGCUGGGCUCGCAGAAGAAGCUGCCUGCCCAGCCCUGCCAGCGGGAGCUGGCCGGCAUGGAUGCGGCCGGCGUGAGCUGCCAGUGCUCCUGCAAACAUCACCUUCCCUGCGGGAACGCUGAGCCCAAUGUUGUCGAGAUCACGUACUUGUGA
Messenger RNA from Gavia stellata (red-throated loon), 423 nucleotides. RefSeq names its product small integral membrane protein 33 (gene SMIM33). The coding region runs from base 1 to 423 and encodes 140 amino acids. The record is from RefSeq and is a predicted model, not a curated record. The transcript has a single exon. NCBI's taxonomy places the organism in Eukaryota, Metazoa, Chordata, Aves, Gaviiformes, Gaviidae.